CCCUUUCUGUUAUGGGUUGCCAUGUGACGUUUUCCCGCUGAAGUACAGAGCUGAGGAUGUAGAAGUGAAAAUUUCGGGAUUUUUCCAACUGUUUAGGAUAGAAAACUAAUCAUGGCCGAGAAAAAAUUCAACGGGGCUCCAUUUGGAACGCAGACGGCAAGGUUUGACGUGUCAGGUGUUCAUCCAAAAAGUAAAUAUCCUGGAACCUUUACAGAGAUUCCAUACGAUAAAAAAUCCAUAGAUGAAUUGAAUCGUCGACUAGCCCCGGGCACAUAUAAAGUAGAUGUAGGAGGGUUUAACAAGAAGUCGGUGGACGAGCGGGCCGCUGGGCCAGGCUGGGCGCGGGCGUAUGAAGUGGAGAGAAUGGCGGCCCUCCCCCAUCUCCUGCACAAAGACCAGUGGGAGCUAAAGAAACUACUGCAAAGGAAAUUAGCUCCUGGUUCAUAUGACAUCAAAGAUUUUCUCCAAGUGUCAGAUGAAAAACCAAGAAGUAUUCGUGGAAUUUGUCAAACCAGAGAUCAGCGCUUCAAGGAAAAUGUAGCUGCAAAUGAGACCCCUGGCCCUGGGACGUAUGGAAAAGGAGGCGUCCCUCAGGCAGCAGUGGAGGAGAAAGCCAAGAAAUCCACCAGCACUGUCGGGAUGUUAGACGCGGGGUCCUCCACACCCAGGAACCUACCUACAGUGGGCUCUGAGCUAUUUUUGGAAAUGACAAAGAAAUUCCAUGUGAACAGUCAUAUUGGUCUACACCACACUAGGUUCUUCACAAGGAACUUUAACCCCGUUGGUGCUGGUCGCUAUGAUGUUCAGAAGUGGGAGGAGUCUCAGCAUAAGAACGGGCACGGCAGUGUGUUUCAGUCUAAGACUGGCAAACUUAACGCCGUCAUGGAGAAAUUCCUCAAGGAGAGAGUUCGUGCUAAGGAUGUGAAGUUAGAGGAUCGUGUCUUCUUAGUGACACCUGAGCCCCCAGAAGUCUACGUCGGUCGCAGUAAGGCUCAGAUGGAGUUUGCCGCCAGACGGGCCUUUACUGUGACUGGAAAAUAAUUCACAAUUCAGUAUUGGACUGGGACAGUAUUAAACCAAAAGAAAGUCUGUAAUUAUGUUCUUCAACACUGCUUGUUCAGUAUUAUUAAAAUUAUUCGAAUAAAUGAAUAUAAGUUGCA
Messenger RNA from Saccostrea cuccullata (small rock oyster), 1160 nucleotides. Its product is annotated as ciliary microtubule-associated protein 2-like. The coding region runs from base 112 to 1041 and encodes 309 amino acids. The transcript is spliced from 11 exons. The record is from RefSeq and is a predicted model, not a curated record. NCBI's taxonomy places the organism in Eukaryota, Metazoa, Mollusca, Bivalvia, Ostreida, Ostreidae.